Molecule: messenger RNA, 1770 nt
Organism: Oreochromis aureus
Lineage: Eukaryota; Metazoa; Chordata; Actinopteri; Cichliformes; Cichlidae
Gene: b3gnt2l
Product: UDP-GlcNAc:betaGal beta-1,3-N-acetylglucosaminyltransferase 2, like
Exons: 2
Coding region: 294-1559 (421 amino acids)
Cellular component (GO): membrane
Molecular function (GO): protein N-acetylglucosaminyltransferase activity
Source: RefSeq, a predicted model, not a curated record
GUGGUUUCCACCUGUGGGAAGGGAACACUUGAUCUCAUACAGUCCUGCACCUGUAACAAGUGGCAUUUCUCCCUCGCCUGCUGAACAGAAAACAUUGGGUUGCAAAGCUAAAUGAUCAGGUUUUGCGCUCCUGCAGAUUUGUUUGCGGCACCCGAGGACACUUGGAAACUAUCUUGAUUUUUUCCUCUUGCUUUAAAGGUAAUCGGAUUAGUCCAGUUUGUAACCUGCUGAGUUGGUGUAACCUGGAAGACCGCACAUUGACCAGCCCCCCUGAAAGAUGACUCAUAUCUAGAAUGGCACAAGUCACAGCUUUGCUUACUUACCUCAAGUCAAUGACGCGUGUUCAGACAUUCAUUGCUAUGGUUCUUUUUGCCUCUUUAUUUCUGAUCUUCUUCCUCAUGACUGUCCCGGUGGAUACCAUCCACAGUUUACGGAGUGUAAGAACACAAUUUUCCAAACAGAAGGACAUUACCAGGAAAGAUCAUUUACACAAUGUAUCAGUUUCAGCUGGCUUCAGACAGGCCAUCCCUGAAAGUAGAGCUUACUGGAACCGUUUACUGUACUCAUCCCUGGUGAAUCUGGAUAAGGGAGGAAACCCCUUCAAUCGACGCUCUAACUGGUCUAACUGCAGGAUGACAAAUCAAGAGUUUCUGCAAAUCAACAUGCAUGACUUCAACUCCUACCCUGCCCGAUUUCGGGAUUUUUUGGAGGGGAUGAACUGCAGGACUGCCCCAAUUCUGAUUGAUCAGCCCAACAAAUGUGCUUUUGGUAAAAGGGAAACAGAGAGCCACACCUUGUUGCUUUUUGCCAUCAAGUCAUCUCCGAGAAACUUUGAGCGGAGGCAGGCGGUGCGAGAGACGUGGGGUCAAGAGAUGGUGUAUCCAAAUGGACUCAAAGUGCGUAUGGUGUUCCUCCUGGGCAGCUCCCCACCGCAAGAUCCUGACCUGAGCCCACUGCUGUCAUUUGAAGCAAAACACUAUGGCGAUAUCCUGCAGUGGGACUUCCAUGAAACAUUUCUAAACCUGACGCUCAAAAUGAACAUGUUGCUCGACUGGACAUUGAAAAACUGUCCUCAUGUCUCCUUUGUCUUUAGUGGGGAUGAUGAUGUAUUUGUCAACACCCCAGCACUGGCCAGGUACAUAGAGUCUCUUGAGGCUUCUAAAGUAUCUAGUUUGUAUGCUGGUCAUGUUAUAAGUGUUGGAAGUCCCCUCAGGGACUCAAAAAGCAAAUACUACAUCCCUAUGAGCUUCUACGAUGGCCCAUACCCUCCUUAUGCUGGUGGAGGUGGCUAUCUUAUGUCUGGAGCUUUGCUGGAAUCCCUCUAUUCAGUUUUACACGUAAUUCCUUUCUUCCCCAUUGAUGAUGCUUACAUUGGGAUGUGUUUCAUGGCUUUAGGGAUUUCUCCCGAAGCACACUCAGGAUUUCAGACAUUUGAUAUCAGAGCAGAAGAUCGUGAGGAUCUCUGUGCAUAUAAAAACCUUAUUCUGGUUCACCAGCGGUCCCCACAGGAGAUAAAAAAUUUGUGGAAGGGGAUUAACAGCUCCUUGUUGGCUUGUUAAACUGGACCGGUUGUGAAGAUGUCAAAUAGUGACUGCACUUACAUAAUAAAACUUUGUGCUUUCACUAAUGUCCUAUUCAUGGUUUUGCACAAGGGAUUGAAAUUAAGGGGUUUUGAUAAUCUAUAGAACAUCUUGCAAGCAAAAAAAUGUAUUGUGAACAAAAUUAAGUUGCCAUAAAGCAGCUUGAUUUUGUUAACGAACUGGAUGUGAU